CGGGGAAACCUCAUUGUUUGUUUACAUUCGUGACGAGGCAUAACGUAACCUACAUAACGCUGCCUAUAUAACGUAACCUACUGAUUACGUCCGUUUCGCAACGCCUUCUUUGCCGCAGUGAUAAUGGUGUGAUUCGUUCGGCGUAACUUGGGCGAUCUGUAGUAGCUACUACUAGUAUCUCGCUUUCGGGGCAUCUGGGCAUCUAGCCGGGUCAUUACUAAGGGUAUGUUGGUUUGCUAUUGGAGCUGUAUUUUGCUAAGGUUUAAGAAGGCAUAUCUGUUCUGUCAAAAUGGCACUAGCUCAGAAUAUGCCUCUUUUGUCAAGGCUGGUGUCAUCGUCGGUGGCAAUUGCCAGUCAUGCAGGGGGAAUAAUAAGGGACAUUCUUAAGAAAGGAGAACUUGGCAUUGUAGAAAAAGAGAAUGCAAGUGAUCUACAAACAGAGGCUGACAGAGCUGCCCAGCGUUGCAUAAUAAGUUCACUGAAUAAAUGCUUCCCUAAGAUUACUAUAAUAGGGGAGGAAGGAGAGGAGGAAACACAAAAUACCGGCGACAAAGUUUUUGAUCCAGACGUGAUGCCAGCGGUGAAUGUUAAGUGUCCUUCAGAACUGUCUUCACUGGCUGAGGAAGAGAUUGUAGUAUGGGUGGAUCCACUGGAUGGCACUGCAGAAUAUACACAAGCCCACAGGUUAGGGGAGCUACACCAUCUUAGCCUGCGUGCGUUUGUUAAGUUUCUGUUUGCAUUCGAGUUCAUAUUUCCAUUCUAGCAUUAAUGUGGACCU
This is a messenger RNA of Macrobrachium nipponense, 778 nucleotides long. RefSeq names its product 3'(2'),5'-bisphosphate nucleotidase 1-like. Lineage: Eukaryota; Metazoa; Arthropoda; Malacostraca; Decapoda; Palaemonidae. The record is from RefSeq and is a predicted model, not a curated record. The transcript is spliced from 6 exons. Gene Ontology annotation, molecular function: 3'(2'),5'-bisphosphate nucleotidase activity. Bases 290 to 763 code for a protein of 157 amino acids.